AUGCCGCCUUCCUCCCGCCGCUCCACCGCCUCCGCGCGCCCCGCCCCGCCCUCGUACUCUACCCCGUCCCCGGACUCGCUCUCCUACUCGCACACGCGUCGCCUCUCGCUCCCGCGCUCGCACCGCGACCCGGCCGCCUGGUCGGCCGCCUUCUCGGACGCGGCAAAGCUCCUGCUCGCCGACUACUCCCUCUCCCGCGCCCUCUCCCGCGACCCCGACGCCUCGCUCUCCUCCGCGUCACGCCUCGCCGCCCCGUUGCUCACCACCCACGAGGCCGCCCAGUACGCGGCGUGGGAGCGCGACCCACGUAUCGUGCCCAGGGUCGACUGGAAAAAGCUCCGCACGUCUACCACCGCCACUACGUCCGCCCAGAAGGCCCGCUGGGCGGUUCUCACGCAUGCCCUGGCUACGCUGUACAAGGAACCCGGCCUCAGGCCGGAGAACUGCAAGGCCUGGGUCGAAAAGUAUCCGGACCGCAUGUCCCUACUAGUCGCCGUCCGCAAGACGGAGACCGUGCGCGGCGACGUCUCCGCCGCGAAUAAACAGGGCGGCAAGGCGAAGCGCUAUGUGCAUGAGCUGAUCGCGUGCCGGAAGGUAUUGGGGGAGGUCAGCAAGUACCGCCACGAAGUGGCCGCGGGCAUGAAAGCCAUCAAUAAGGGCAGCAUGGAGAAGGAGGAGGAGCUGACCAGGAGGAUGAGUAGACUGGAGAGGGAGAUCCCGAGGAGGGGCGGCGAGGUCUCGGACCUGUUCCGGGAGAGGGGAAGGAUGUACGAGAAGUUGCUCAAGAUGAGGAAGGAGAAGACCGAGGCGCAGUUGUCGCACGCUAGGCAACAGGCCGAGAUGAAUGUCGUCGAAGGCGCGUUGAAGGCUAGGAUGAACGGCCUGGAGAGAGGUCUGCAUCGCAGAAGCAGCGGGGCGUCGGCGAGUAGGAGGUAAGGUGGGGGCACCGGAGUUGGGGCGGGGCUUGCGUAUCGGACUGUGCGCGCGCCGGCCUUGGUUCGGAGGACCUGCAGUGAGCUGCAAUGGCUUGUUUGCGUUCCCAAGUGUUUUGCUUCCGCGUUUAGACGCAUUGUUGUCGUAGAUAUAGUGUUCGUACCUGGCGCUUUGAUUGGCUGCUUGUUCGUUGCGAGUAUGGUGCAAGCCCAUGAGUCGUUUGUUAGGGUAAAAUGGUCAAGGUGUUUGAUUGCUGGUGCCAGUGGUCCAUUUCCCAUUUCUA
Messenger RNA from Chondrus crispus (carragheen), 1216 nucleotides. RefSeq lists its product as hypothetical. The transcript has 2 exons. The coding region runs from base 1 to 936 and encodes 311 amino acids. The record is from RefSeq and is a predicted model, not a curated record. NCBI's taxonomy places the organism in Eukaryota, Rhodophyta, Florideophyceae, Gigartinales, Gigartinaceae.